Molecule: messenger RNA, 9195 nt
Organism: Mya arenaria
Lineage: Eukaryota; Metazoa; Mollusca; Bivalvia; Myida; Myidae
Product: mucin-4-like
Exons: 7
Coding region: 1-9195 (3064 amino acids)
Source: RefSeq, a predicted model, not a curated record
AUGGUGGUUAUUCCGUAUGUGAAAGGGCUAUCUGAAGCAGUGAGCCGGGUGUUUAAUAAACAUCGAGUCGCCACGGCCAUGCGCCCACAUCAGACACUACGCAACAUCUUAGUGCACCCCAAGGACAAACAGGAAACAACAGAGAAAGCAGAAGUAAUUUACAAAAUACCUUGUAAAAAUUGUGAUAAAGUCUACGUGGGAGAAUCGGGGCGAAAAUUUGGAAUAAGACUGAAUGAACACAAAAAAGAUUGUGAAACAAACUCAAAUAAGGCAUUUACUAGAGCAACUAGAAAACAAUCAGAAUCGACAAUAGAAAAAAGUGCAAUCACAGAUCACCAGAACAUAAAUAAUCAUGAAAUAGACUGGGAGGGGGCACGCGUAAUAGAGAGAGAAUCAGACUGGGGAGUGCGAAAAACGAAGGAGGCUAUCUGCAUCAAAACUGAGGUGGCAGUUAUGAACCGGGACGAGGGGGCCUUCCUUUCUGGGAUUUACAACCCACUUUUCGCCGGAUUACGGAAAUUCGGCGGGAAGUCCCGAGUGUCAGAGCUGCGAGUGAGCGAUAGUCAGGCCAGUAGCUCUGAUGAUGUCCACAGCUCCUCCGACAUCACUCCACUGCAGAGCUCCCACACCAUUCUACUGCAGUUACCCAACACCACUCUGCUGCACUGGUCCCACACCACUCCACUGCAGACCUACCACACCACUCUACUGCAGUCCUCCCUCACCACUCCACUGCAGUCCUCCCAAACAACUCCACUGCAGUCCUUCCAUGUCACACCACUGCAGACCUCCCAAAUAGCUCCACUGCAUUCCUCCCAAACCACUCAACUGCAGUGCUCCCACAACACUCCACUUCAGUCCUCCCUUACAAUUCCACUGCAGUGCUCCAACACCAUUCCACUGCAGUUCUCCCACACCACUCCACUGCAGUCCUCCCACACAACUCAACUGCAGUCCUUCCACACCACUCUGCUGCAGUCCUCCAACAUCACUCCACUGCAGUGCUCCCAAACCGCCCAUCCACAUCCUCCAAAAUCGCCCGCGGCAGUCCUCAAACAUCACUCCACUGCAAUCCUCCCACAUCACUCCAUUGUAGUCCUCCCUCAUCACUCCACUGCCGUCCUCCCAAAUCGCCCCGGCGCAGUGCUCAAACCCCACUUCACCGCAGUCCUCCAACACCACUCCACUGCAGUCCUCCGAUAUCACUCCACUGCAUCCUCCCACAUCACCCAACGGCAGUCUUCCCACAUCACUCCACUGCAAUCCUCCAACAUCACUCCACUGCAGUCCUCCCACAUCACUCCACUGCAGUCCUCCCACACCACUCCACUGCAGUCCUCUCACAUCACUCCACUGCAGUCCUCACACAUCACCCCACUGCAGUCCUCCCAAAUCACUCCACUGCAGUCCUCCAACAUCACUCCACUGCAGUCCUCCCACAUCACUCCACUGCAGUCCUCUCACAUCACUCCACUGCAGUCCUCUCACAUCACUCCACUGCAGUCCUCCCAAAUCACUCCACUGCAAUCCUCCCACAUCACUUCACUGCAAUCCUCCCAUAUCACUCCACUGCAGUCCUCUCACAUCACUCCACUGCAGUCCUCCCACACCACUCCACUGCAGUCCUCUCACAUCACUCCACUGCAGUGCUCCAACACCAUUCCACUGCAGUUCUCCCACAUCACUCCACUGCUGUCCUCCCACACAACUCAACUGCAGUCCUUCCACACCACUCUACUGCAGUCCUCCAACAUCACUCCACUGCAGUGCUCCCAAACCGCCCAUCCACAUGCUCCCACAUCACUCCACUGCAGUCCUCCAAAAUCGCCCGCGGCAGUCCUCCAACAUCACUCCACUGCAAUCCUCCCACACCACUUCAACGCAGUCCUCCCACACAAUUCCACAACAGUACUCCAAACCACUCUACUGCAGUGCUCCCAUAUCACUCCACUGCAGUGCUCCCACAUCACUCCUCUGCAGUGCUCCCACAUCACUCCACUGCAAUGCUCCCACAUCACUCCACUGCAGUGCUCCCACAUCACUCCACUGCAAUCCUCCCACAUCACUCCACUGCAGUCCUCUCACAACUCUCCACUGCAGUCCUCCCACAUCACUCAACUGCAAUCCUCCCACAUCACUCCAUUGCAGUGCUCCCACAUCACUCCACUGCAGUCCACCCACAUCACUCCACUGCAGUCCUCCCACAUCUCUCCACUGCAGUCAUCCCACAUCACUCCACUGCAGUGCUCCCAUACCACUCCACUGCAACCCUCCCACAUCACUCCAUUUCCUCCCACAUCACUCCACUGCAGUCCUCCCACAUCACUCCUUUGCAAUCCUCUCACAUCACUCCACUGCAGUCCUCCCACAUCUCUCCACUGCAGUCCUCUCACAUCACUCCACUGCAGUCCUCUCACAUCACUCCAAUGCAGUCCUACCACAUCACUCUAUUGCAAUCCUCCCACAUCACUCCACUGCAUUCCUCCUACAUCUCUCCACUGCAGUCCUCCCACAUCACCCAACGGCAGUCUUCCCACAUCACUCCACUGCAUUCCUCCCACAUCACUCCACUGCAUUCCUCUCACAUCACUCCACUGCAUUCCUCUCACAUCACUCAACUGCAGUCCUCCCACAUCACUCCACUACAGUCCUCCUACAUCUCUACACAGCAGUCCUCCCACAUCACUCCAUUACAGUGCUCCCACACCACUCCUCUGCAAUCCUCCCACAUCACUCCACUGCAGUCCUCCCACAUCACUCAACGGCAGUCUUCCCACAUCACUCCACUGCAACCCUCCAACACCACUCCUCUGCAGUCCUCCCACACCACUCCUCGGCCGUCCUCUCACAUCUUUUAACUGCAGUCCUCCCACAUCACUCCACUGCAGUCCUCCCACACCACUCCUCUGCAGUCCUCUCACAUCUUUAAACUGCAGUCCUCCCACACCACCCCUCUGCAGUCCUCCCACACCACUCCUCUGCAGUCGUCUCACAUCACUCCACUGCACUCCUCCCACACCACCCCUCUGCAGUCCUCUCACAUCUCUCAACUGCAAUCCCCCCCACACCACUCUUCUGCAGUCCUAUCACAUCUCUCAACUGCAAUCCUCCCACACCACUCCUCUGCAGUCCUCUCACACCACUCCUCUGCAGUCCUCCCACAUCACUCCAAUGCAGUGCUCCCACACCACUCCACUGCACUCCUCCCACACCACUCUUCUGCAGUCCUCUCACAUCUCUCAACUGCAGUGCUCCCACUCCACUCCACUGCACUACUCCCACACCACUCCACUGCAGUCAUCCAACAUCACUCCUCUGCAGUCCUCUCACAUCUCUCAACUGCAGUCCUCCCACAUCACUCCACUGCAGUGCUCCCACACCACUCCACUGCACUCCUUCCACACCACUCCUCUGCAGUCCUCUCACAUCUCUCAACUGCAGUGCUCCCACACCACUCCACUGCACUCCUCGCACACCACUCCACUGCACUCCUCCCACACCACUCCUCUGCAGUCCUCCCACAUCACUCCACUGCAGUGCUCCCACACCACUCCACUGCACUCCUCCCACACCACCCCACUGCAGUCCUCCCACAUCACUCCUCUGCAGUCCUCUCACAUCUCUCAACUGCAGUCCUCCCACUUCACUCCACUGCAGUCCUCCCACACCACUCCUCGGCAGUCCUCUCACAUCUCUCAACUGCAGUCCUCCCACUCCACUCCUCUGCAGUCCUCCCACACCACUCCUCUGCAGUCCUCUCACAUCUCUCAACUGCAUUCCUCCCACAUCACUCCACUGCAAUCCUCCCACAUCACUCCACUGCAAUCCUCCCACAUCACUCCACUGCACUCCUCCCACACCACUCCUCUGCAAUCCUCCCACACCACUCCUCUGCAAUCCUCCCACAUCACUCAACUGCAGUCCUCCGACAUCACUCUUCUGCUGUGCUCCCACAUCACUCCACUACAGUGCUCCCACACCAGUCCACUGCAGUUCUCCCACACCACUCUUCUGCAGUCCUCCCAAAUCACACCACUGCAGUGCUCCCACAUCACUCCACUGCAGUUCUCCCACAUCAUUCCUCUUCUGUGCUCCCACAUCACUCCACUACAGUGCUCGCACACCACUCCACUGCAGUUCUCCCACACCACUCCACUGCAGUCCUCUCACAUCACUCCAUUACAGUCCUCCCACAUCUCUUCACUGCAGUCCUCCCAAAUCAUACCACUGCAGUCCUCCCACAUCACUCCACUGCAAUCCUCCCACACCACUCCACUGCAGUCCUCUCACAUCAUUCCACUGCAGUCCUCCCACAUCUCUCCACUUCAGUCCUCCCAAAUCCAACCACUGCAAUCCUCCCACAUCACUCCUCUGCGUUCCUCCUACAUCACUCCACUGAAGUCCUCUUACAUCACUCCACUGCAGUCCUCCCACGUCACUCCACUGCAGUCCUCCCACAUCACUCCUCUGCAGUUCUCCCACUUCACUCCAUUGCAGCCCUCCCACAUCACUCAUCUGCUGUGCUCCCAAAUCACUCCACUACAGUGCUCCCACACCACUCCACUACAGUGCUCCCACACCAUUCCAUUGCAGUCCUCCCAGAUCACUCCACUGAAGUCCUCCCACAUCACUCCUCCGCAGUCCUCUCACAUCUCUCCACUGCAGUCCUCCCACAUCACUCGUCAGCAGUCCCACCAAAUCUCUCCACUGAAGUUCUCCCACAUCACUCCUCCGCAGUCCUCUCACAUACCUCCACUGCAGUCCUCCCUCAUCACUCGUCCGCAGUCCUCUCACAACUUUUCACUGCAGUCCUCCCACAUCACUAGUCUGCAGUCCUCACACAUCUCUCCACUGAAGUCCUACCACAUCACUUGUCCGCAGUCCUCCGACAUCACUCGUCCGCAGUCCUCUCACAUCUCUCCACUGAAGUCCUCCCACAUCACUCGUCCGCAGUCCUCCCACAUCACUCCUCCGCAGUCCUCCCACAACACUCCUCCGCAGUCCUCUCACAUAUCUCCACUGAAGUCCUCCCACAUCUCUCGUCCGCAAUCCUCUCACAUCUCUCCACUGAAGUCCUCCCACAUCACUCGUCCGCUGUCCUCUCACAUCUGUCCACUAAAGUCCUCCCACAUCACUCGUCCGCAGUCCUCCCACAUCACUCCACUGCAGUCCUCCCACAUCACUCCACUGAAGUCCUCCCACAUCACUCAACUGCAGUCCUCCCACAUCAAUCGUCCACAGUCCUCCCACAUCACUCCACUGCAGUCCUCCCACAUCACACAACCGCAAACCUCCCACAUCACUCGUCCGCAGUCCUCCCACAUCACUCGUCCGCAUUCCUCUCACAUCUCUCCACUGCAGUCCUCCCACAUCACUCCACUGCAGUCCUCCCACAUCACUCCACUGCAGUCCUCCCACAUCACUCCACUGCAGUGCUCCCACAUCACUCCACUGCAGUGCUCCCACAUCACUCCACUGCAAUCCUCCCACAUCACUCCACUGCAGUCCUCUCACAACUCUCCACUGCAGUCCUCCCACAUCACUCAACUGCAAUCCUCCCACAUCACUCCAUUGCAGUGCUCCCACAUCACUCCACUGCAGUCCACCCACAUCACUCCACUGCAGUCCUCCCACAUCUCUCCACUGCAGUCAUCCCACAUCACUCCACUGCAGUGCUCCCAUACCACUCCACUGCAACCCUCCCACAUCACUCCAUUUCCUCCCACAUCACUCCACUGCAGUCCUCCCACAUCACUCCUUUGCAAUCCUCUCACAUCACUCCACUGCAGUCCUCCCACAUCUCUCCACUGCAGUCCUCUCACAUCACUCCACUGCAGUCCUCUCACAUCACUCCAAUGCAGUCCUACCACAUCACUCCAUUGCAAUCCUCCCACAUCACUCCACUGCAUUCCUCCUACAUCUCUCCACUGCAGUCCUCCCACAUCACCCAACGGCAGUCUUCCCACAUCACUCCACUGCAAUCCUCCCACAUCACUCCACUGCAUUCCUCUCACAUCACUCCACUGCAUUCCUCUCACAUCACUCCACUGCAGUCCUCCCACAUCACUCCACUACAGUCCUCCUACAUCUCUCCACAGCAGUCCUCCCACAUCACUCCAUUACAGUGCUCCCACACCACUCCUCUGCAAUCCUCCCACAUCACUCCACUGCAGUCCUCCCACAUCACUCAACGGCAGUCUUCCCACAUCACUCCACUGCAAUCCUCCCACACCACUCCUCUGCAGUCCUCCCACACAACUCCUCGGCCGUCCUCUCACAUCUUUCAACUGCAGUCCUCCCACAUCACUCCACUGCAGUCCUCCCACACCACUCCUCUGCAGUCCUCUCACAUCUUUAAACUGCAGUCCUCCCACACCACCCCUCUGCAGUCCUCCCACACCACUCCUCUGCAGUCGUCUCACAUCACUCCACUGCACUCCUCCCACACCACCCCUCUGCAGUCCUCUCACAUCUCUCAACUGCAAUCCCCCCACACCACUCUUCUGCAGUCCUCUCACAUCUCUCAACUGCAAUCCUCCCACACCACUCCUCUGCAGUCCUCCCACACCACUCCUCUGCAGUCCUCCCACACCACUCCUCUGCAGUCCUCCCACAUCACUCCACUGCACUCCUCCCACACCACUCCACUGCACUCCUCCCACACCACUCUUCUGCAGUCCUCUCACAUCUCUCAACUGCAGUGCUCCCACUCCACUCCACUGCACUACUCCCACACCACUCCACUGCAGUCAUCCAACAUCACUCCUCUGCAGUCCUCUCACAUCUCUCAACUGCAGUCCUCCCACAUCACUCCACUGCAGUGCUCCCACACCACUCCACUGCACUCCUUCCACACCACUCCUCUGCAGUCCUCUCACAUCUCUCAACUGCAGUGCUCCCACACCACUCCACUGCACUCCUCGCACACCACUCCACUGCACUCCUCCCACACCACUCCUCUGCAGUCCUCCCACAUCACUCCACUGCAGUGCUCCCACACCACUCCACUGCACUCCUCCCACACCACCCCACUGCAGUCCUCCCACAUCACUCCUCUGCAGUCCUCUCACAUCUCUCAACUGCAGUCCUCCCACUUCACUCCACUGCAGUCCCCCCACACCACUCCUCGGCAGUCCUCUCACAUCUCUCAACUGCAGUCCUCCCACUCCACUCCUGCAGUCCUCCCACACCACUCCUCUGCAGUCCUCUCACAUCUCUCAACUGCAAUCCUCCCACAUCACUCCACUGCAAUCCUCCCACAUCACUCCACUGCAAUCCUCCCACAUCACUCCACUGCAAUCCUCCCACACCACUCCUCUGCAAUCCUCCCACAUCACUCAACUGCAGUCCUCCGACAUCACUCUUCUGCUGUGCUCCCACAUCACUCCACUACAGUGCUCCCACACCAGUCCACUGCAGUUCUCCCACACCACUCUUCUGCAGUCCUCCCAAAUCACACCACUGCAGUGCUCCCACAUCACUCCACUGCAGUUCUCCCACAUCAUUCCUCUUCUGUGCUCCCACAUCACUCCACUACAGUGCUCGCACACCACUCCACUGCAGUUCUCCCACACCACUCCACUGCAGUCCUCUCACAUCACUCCAUUACAGUCCUCCCACAUCUCUUCACUGCAGUCCUCCCAAAUCAUACCACUGCAGUCCUCCCACAUCACUCCACUGCAAUCCUCCCACACCACUCCACUGCAGUCCUCUCACAUCAUUCCACUGCAGUCCUCCCACAUCUCUCCACUGCAGUCCUCCCAAAUCCAACCACUGCAAUCCUCCCACAUCACUCCUCUGCGUUCCUCCUACAUCACUCCACUGAAGUCCUCUUACAUCACUCCACUGCAGUCCUCCCACGUCACUCCACUACAGUCCUCCCACAUCACUCCUCUGCAGUUCUCCCACUUCACUCCAUUGCAGCCCUCCCACAUCACUCAUCUGCUGUGCUCCCACAUCACUCCACUACAGUGCUCCCACACCACUCCACUACAGUGCUCCCACACCAUUCCAUUGCAGUCCUCCCAGAUCACUCCACUGAAGUCCUCCCACAUCACUCCUCCGCAGUCCUCUCACAUCUCUCCACUGCAGUCCUCCCACAUCACUCGUCAGCAGUCCCACCAAAUCUCUCCACUGAAGUUCUCACACAUCACUCCUCUGCAGUCCUCUCACAUCCCUCCACUGCAGUCCUCCCACAUCACUCGUCCGCAGUCCUCUCACAUCUUUUCACUGCAGUCCUCCCACAUCACUAGUCUGCAGUCCUCACACAUCUCUCCACUGAAGUCCUACCACAUCACUUGUCCGCAGUCCUCCGACAUCACUCGUCCGCAGUCCUCUCACAUCUCUCCACUGAAGUCCUCCCACAUCACUCGUCCGCAGUCCUCCCACAUCACUCCUCUGCCGUCCUCCCACAACACUCCUCCGCAGUCCUCUCACAUAUCUCCACUGAAGUCCUCCCACAUCUCUCGUCCGCAAUCCUCUCACAUCUCUCCACUGAAGUCCUCCCACAUCACUCGUCCGCUGUCCUCUCACAUCUGUCCACUGAAGUCCUCCCACAUCACUCGUCCGCAGUCCUCCCACAUCACUCCACUGCAGUCCUCCCACAUCACUCCACUGAAGUCCUCCCACAUCACUCAACUGCAGUCCUCCCACAUCAAUCGUCCACAGUCCUCCCACAUCACUCCACUGCAGUCCUCCCACAUCACACCACCGCAGUCCUCCCACAUCACUCUUCCGCAGUCCUCCCACAUCACUCGUCCGCAUUCCUCUCACAUCUCUCCACUGCAGUCCUCCCACAUCACUCCACUGCAGUCCUCCCACAUCACUCCACUGCAGUCCUCCCACAUCACUCCACUGCAGUGCUCCCACAUCACUCCACUGCAGUCCUCCUACAUCACUCCACUGCAGUCCUCCCACAUCACUCCACUGCAAUGCUCCCACAACACUCCACUGCAGUUCUCACACAUCACUGCAAUGCAGCCCUCUCACAUAUCUCCACUGCAGUCCUCCAAAACCACUCCACUGCAUUGCUCCAACACCACUCCACUGCAGUGCUCCCACACCACUCCACUUCAGUCCUCCUACACAACUCCACUGCAGUGCUCUAACAUCACUCCACUGCGGCCCUCCCACACCACACCACUACGGUCCUCCCUCACAACUCAACUGCAGUCCUCCCACUCCACACCACUGUAG